ACCGCCAGUUGUUCAGCGAGUGCUUGGAGUAUGAUAGGGUAUUGGAAAACUGGAUGGAGAACAACUUGAUGCUGUUAUCCAAAUACUACAGAAGUGUGAGAAUAUCAAAGAUCUACGACAUUUUCCGCCUCCCACCACAUCUACAGGUAGAAGAGAUCUUGGUGAGCAUGAUUGUGGGGAACAAGUUGCCUUAUGGAACCAGAAUAGAUCAAUUGAAAGGAGUGUUGGUCUUUGGCAAGGAAGAAAAGAUAGCUGACGAGGGCAUCAAUCGCGACAUCAAGAUGGUAGCCAAGUUGUUGAACGAGGUUUGCUCCCACAUAGAAUCCAGAACUGUGUAGUUAUUCCAUGCUUAUUUACAAGCUGAAUCACUGAGGUACACGAAGUUUGGGUCAUAUGGACCCAGGACACAACUCAAGCCUA
This is a messenger RNA of Suhomyces tanzawaensis NRRL Y-17324, 420 nucleotides long. RefSeq lists its product as uncharacterized. Bases 54 to 338 code for a protein of 94 amino acids. The transcript has a single exon. NCBI's taxonomy places the organism in Eukaryota, Fungi, Ascomycota, Pichiomycetes, Serinales, Debaryomycetaceae. The record is from RefSeq and is a predicted model, not a curated record.